This is a messenger RNA of Ramularia collo-cygni, 489 nucleotides long. RefSeq lists its product as uncharacterized. The transcript has a single exon. Lineage: Eukaryota; Fungi; Ascomycota; Dothideomycetes; Mycosphaerellales; Mycosphaerellaceae. The record is from RefSeq and is a predicted model, not a curated record. The coding region runs from base 1 to 489 and encodes 162 amino acids.
AUGUCUGACGCAACUCCCGCAUCCACCAAGAAGACCGUCAAGGGAUGGACUGACGUUGAGAAGCUCGGACUACUCUUCCAGAUCAUUGAGAAGGCAGGCACCAUUCCCUGGGCCGAGCUCGAUCUUCCAGAGGGUCGCACUCAGAAGGCAUGCUCGGUCAUGGUGGAUAAGGAGAAGGCAAAGCUUCGCAAGGCCAAGGAAGGCGGAGACGAGGACGGAGCGACCACUGCAACUCCAGCGACUCCAGCCACUGGCGGCAAGGGCAAGGUACCUUCAUUCAACCUCUCCAAGGAGAUUGGCAAGUUGGCUGAUUCGCUGCUGCUUCAGAAACGCGCGACUGCGCUCGAUGAGGACGAUACGCCAGCUAAGAAGCCGAGAGCCACCCCUCGCAAGUCCAAGAAAGCCAUUCAAGCUGAAGAGGCUGCGGCGGCGGCUGCUGAAGCAGACGACGAUCAGGAGGAUCUCGUGAAGGCUGAGGUCUUUGAGUAG